Messenger RNA from Trichosurus vulpecula (common brushtail), 3008 nucleotides. It is a transcript of the gene NRG1, whose product is annotated as neuregulin 1. Bases 1 to 2604 code for a protein of 867 amino acids. Gene Ontology annotation, molecular function: chemorepellent activity; protein tyrosine kinase activator activity. The record is from RefSeq and is a predicted model, not a curated record. Gene Ontology annotation, biological process: activation of transmembrane receptor protein tyrosine kinase activity; cell differentiation; nervous system development. NCBI's taxonomy places the organism in Eukaryota, Metazoa, Chordata, Mammalia, Diprotodontia, Phalangeridae. The transcript has 13 exons.
AUGGGCUGGCGCGGGCCCCGGCUCGCCUGCUGCGGGGCGGCGGCGCCAGAGUCCGGGGCCCGGGCGAGGCCGAGCUCCGGCGCCCCGUCUCCGCCUCCGCCAUCACCCCCCUCACCCCUGGGUCGGGGGCCGCGGGCGCUGCUGCCGCUGCUGCUGCUGCCGCCGCUGCUGCUGCUGCGGACCUCGGCCUUGGCGGCGGGGGCGGCGGCCCCGGGCGCGGUUUGCUGGUGGGCGCCGCGGGGAGCUGGCUCCAUACGGGAGCGGACUCAGCGCGCCGCGGUGGUGAUCGAGGGCCAGGUGCCCCGCCGGAGACCGCCAGACCAGGGGCCCCUGCUGGAGGAGGUGGCCCGAGCCUCUGCCAGAGGGCUGGAGGAGCCGCCCACGACGUCCCACUCGCGCCCCAGCCUCAGCCCCAGCCCCCGCCCCGGUAGCGGCGGGGACGCUGAAGUGCCCUACCUGGUAAGAGUGCGCCACGUGUGGGCGGUUAAGACAGGCGGGCUGAGCCGUGACGCGCUGGUCACCGUGCGCCUGGGCCCGGCCCCGGGCUUGGCCUCCCCAUCGCCCUGUGGGGACCCGCGGCCUCCGUCUCCGCCGCGGCGGCUGCGGGAGGACCGGACCUACAUCUUCUUCAUGGAGCCGGAGGCCAACAGCAGCGGCAGCGAGGUUCCCGCGGCGUUCAAGGCUUCUUCGCCUCCACUGCCCGCAGGCAGGAAAGUCCGGAAGGAAGUUGGCCGAUUGCUGUGUGAGCGGUGCGCUGCCCCUCCCCGAUUGAAAGAGAUGAGGAGCCAGGAAUCAGCUGCUGGCUCAAAGCUGGUGCUUCGGUGUGAGACCAGCUCAGAGUACUCCUCUCUCAAGUUCAAGUGGUUCAAGAAUGGGAGUGAAUUAAGUCGGAAAAACAAACCACAAAAUGUCAAGAUACAAAAAAAGCCAGGGAAGUCAGAACUACGUAUCAGUAAAGCUACGCUCGCCGACUCCGGGGAGUACGUGUGCAAAGUGACCAGUAAACUAGGCAAUGACAGUGCCUAUGCCAACAUCACCAUCGUGGAGUCAAAUGAGACUAUAACUAGCAUGCCAGCAUCUACUGAAAGGGCAAGCAUGCCAUCAGAGUACCCCACUAGAAUAUCCAUGUCAACAGAAGGGAUCAAUACUUCUUCAUCCACCUCAACCUCCACAGCUGGAACAAGCCAUCUGGUCAAAUGUGCUGAGAAGGAUAAGACUUUCUGCGUGAAUGGAGGAGAGUGCUUCAUAGUCAAGGAUCCAUCAAACCCCUCCAGAUACUCAUGCAAGUGCCCAAAUGAGUUUACUGGUGAUCGUUGCCAAAACUACGUAAUGGCGAGCUUCUACAAGCAUCUUGGGAUUGAAUUUAUGGAAGCUGAGGAACUCUACCAGAAAAGAGUGUUGACCAUCACUGGCAUCUGCAUUGCCCUCCUAGUGGUUGGCAUCAUGUGUGUGGUGGCCUACUGCAAAACCAAGAAGCAGCGAAAAAAGCUUCACGACCGGCUACGGCAAAGCCUUCGUUCAGAACGCAACAAUAUGGUGAACAUGGCCAAUGGGCCUCACCACCCCAACCCGCCCCCGGAGAACGUGCAGCUGGUCAAUCAGUAUGUAUCCAAGAACAUCAUCUCUAGUGAGCACGUCAUUGAACGAGAGACAGAGACAUCAUUCUCAGCUAGUCACUGCACCUCACCAGCUCAUCACUCCAUGGCUGCCACACAGACACCCAGCCACAGCUGGAGUAAUGGGCACACAGAAAGCAUAGUCUCUGAAAGCCACUCUGUGCUCGUGAUUUCAUCCAUAGAAAACAGUAGGCACACCAGCCCAGCUGGGGGGCCUAGAGGACGUCUUAAUGGCAUGGGAGGUCCCCGAGAUUGUAACAGCUUCCUCAGGCAUGCCAGAGAGACCCCUGAUUCCUACCGAGACUCUCCUCACAGUGAAAGAUAUGUAUCAGCAAUGACUACCCCAGCUCGCAUGUCACCCGUAGAAUUCUACAUGCCAAGCUCCCCUAAGUCACCUCCUUCUGAAAUGUCGCCACCCAUAUCAAGCUUGACAGUGUCCAUGCCAUCUGUGGCAGUCAGCCCCUUUGUGGAAGAAGAGCGGCCUCUGCUCCUGGUGACGCCUCCGCGCCUUCGGGAGAAGAAAUAUGAUCACCACCCCCAACAAUUCAACUCCUUUCACCACAACCCAGUCCAUGAGAGCAAUAGCCUCCCCCCUAGCCCCUUAAGGAUCGUGGAGGAUGAGGAGUAUGAGACUACACAGGAGUAUGAGACCACCCAGGAGUAUGAACCAGCGCCAGAGCCCACAAAGAAACUCGUCAACAGCCGCCGGGCAAAAAGAACAAAGCCCGAUGGCCAUAUUUCUAACAGGUUGGACAGCGACACAAGCUCUGAGAGUAGUAACUCGGAAAGUGAAACAGAAGAUGAAAGAAUAGGCGAAAAUACCCCUUUCCUGAGUAUACAGACGCCACUGGCCGCUGGCUUGGAGUCAGCCCCUGCCUUCCGCCUGGCUGACAGCAGGACUAACCCAACUAGCCGCUAUUCCACUCAGGAGGAGUUCCAGGCCAGGCUGUCCAGUGUAAUAGCUAAUCAAGACCCUAUCGCUGUAUAAAACCUAAAUAAACACAUAGAUUCACGUGUAAAACUUUAUUUUAUAUAACGAAGUAUUCCACCUUAAAUUAAACAAUUUAUUUUAUUUUAGCAGUUCUGCAAAUAGAAAACAGGAAAAACUUUUAUAAAUUAAAUCUAUGUAUGUAAAAAUGUGUUAUGUGCCAUAUGUAGCAAUUUUUUACAGUAUUUAAAAAUGAGAAAGAUAUCAAUGGUGCCUUUAUGUUCUGUUGUUAUGUUGAGAGCAAGUUUGUCCAGUUACAGUGAUUGCUGUUCCACAGUAUUUCUGCAAAAUUUCCCAUGGUCAGUUUUCCUGGCUUCUUGUACAUUGCAUCAUGUUGAGUGGAUGUAGGAUCCAUAAGACUUACCACUGUUCCUCUUUUGGCUUAGAGUAAGAGCCCAAGUGAG